AUGGUUCGGGCAAGCAUAGCUACCCCUGGGCUUUCUUUUAUAAAGGCUUCAUUUACCCUUGAACAUCCAGGUAAAGAUGACUUCACAGCCACCUUGCGUGCCACCUGGGAGUCCAUAUAUAAACGUCAUGGAAUUCUGCGAACGCAUUUCGUCUUGACGGAACCGGAGGUCCAGGUGGUAUACCGUGACGUGAAGAUCGCUUGGACAGAACGCAUGGUUACAGAAACAGACUGGGACACUGUCUGUCGCGAGGAAGAGGAUUUUGACCUCAACCAAUUUUCAAAUUUUGAUCCUGGGGAGCGGUGCUCCUUGUCCAAGAUAACGAUUGUGACAAUAUCAGGCAUCCGGACUCGAUUUAUCUGGACCGUGCACCACAGCCUGAUUGAUGGAUGGUCUAUGUCAAUGUUGAUAAAAGAAAUGGCUUCCUACCUGGACAAUAAACUGUUACCACCAACUCCUCCACAGUUCAAACAUGUUGCCCUGGCUAUAGAUCAGUUGAGCCGCGAAUAUUCGAGCAAGAUAGUAUCAUUUUGGAAAGCGUAUACUGAGGGAUAUGUUCCCGUGCAAACACUUCGAUUGCCACCUCCAUCUGAUAUCAACGAUUAUAAACAGGCAACUUUAACCAAGAAUCUCACAGUCAGCGUGUCUGCGUUGGAGCAGGCUGCCAGAGACCAAUUCUCUGUCACGCCCGCAACUCUUCUCUAUGCAGCCUGGGGUAUUCUCAUAUCAAGAUACUCCGGAACUGACCGUGCUAUAUUGGGCGCUGUUCUGUCUGGACGAAAUUUUGAAAUUCCUGGAGUGGAAAAUGUCAUUGGUCCCUUAAUAAAUACGUUACCUCUCAAAAUUGAUGCCAAUGAGUCCCAGACGGCAUUCGUUUUUGUGCGGGGAGUAUUCAGAGCACUAUGUGAGAUUUUGCAGUAUCAAUGGUCUCCCUUUAACAUGAUCCAAGAAGGUACCGGCUAUAACCCUGCAAAGCUAUUUGAGACCAUUUUUGCCUUGCAGUAUGAUUUUCCCCAAAUGGAGGGGAUGUUCAGCGGAGAUUCUUUACCUCGAGACGUGAGGUAUACCGAAGCGACCGAAAUUCCCCUCACUGUUUUGUUAGAUAGCUCUGACAGCAAGUUCAUUGCUCGAUUUAUAUACCGACGGUCAUAUUUUAGUGACAACACUAUUGUACAGAUGUGUCGCCAUUUUGAUAACCUACUAACGGGCCUUGUUAAUGCUUUACCAGCCGCAAAUCUUAGCACGGUCACCCGUACGAUGUUUAGCGCUCCAGAGUACCAGGCAUUAACAGCAAAGGCAUUGCCGCCAAAUUGUCUUUCUCUCGAGGGAAGCCUAUCAGAUGCAAUCGAGAAAGCCAUCGAGUGCUACCCAAACGUAUGCGCUGUGGAAGGCUUAUCACGCUCCUUAUCAUACCAUGAAUUCGGUAGGGUAACAGCAAAAAUUGCCGAACAGCUUAGAAAGUCCAUCAAAUUAGGGGAUGUGGUAUGUGUAAUCUGUGACGGCUCCGUUACCUGGUUAAUUGCAAUGAUUGCCGUUAUCAGAGCCGGUGCCGUUUACUGUCCGAUCGACCAGAAGCUUCCACGGGCAAGAAUGAAGUACAUGGUUGAAAACAGCAGUGCAUCAUUGAUAAUUCACUGUAAUGCGAAAAAAGAUCUGGUGGUCAAUGGCACCCCUUGUUUCAACAUCAUCAAAGCCAUGACAGAGAUGGCAUAUACAACAACGACUAAAUGUAGGGAGAGUGCUCCCACCGCUGAUGAUGUAGCAUGCUUGAUUUACACUUCAGGCAGUACUGGGUUUCCCAAAGGUAUUCCCUUGAAACAUAAGGGUAUCCUGAAUGUGAUCUCUCACGAAAAUGGGAGGCUAUGUUCUACUCCUGGACAGCGAAACGCACAGAUGUUAUCACUCGGUUUCGAUUGCUGUAUAAAAGAGGUGUUUGCUAGCCUUUGUUUCGGAGCAACUCUAGUCCUUAAAGAUCCAGCAAACCCGAUAGCCCAUCUUUCUCGAGUCGAUGCUACCAUGGCCACUGCCUCUUUGCUCGCAACCUUAGAGCCAGACGAUUUCCCGAGACUGGCAGUGAUCAUGGUUGCUGGAGAAGCUCUGUCCCAAAGCCUCGCGGAUAAAUGGGCUACAGGGAGGACACUGAUAAACGGGUAUGCUCCCGCUGAAAGUACACUUAUUGCAAUGGUGGCAACAAUAUCUCCUGGGGAUAAGGUAUCAAUUGGACGACCAUUAACGGGAAUGUCUUGUUACAUUUUGGACUCCAAGCAGCGGCCGGCCCCGAUUGGAGUGAGUGGAGAGAUAUGCCUAUCUGGAAUUCAGAUCACAUCGGGAUAUCUCUCCAAUGAGAAGGAAACAGCUAAGCGAUUUCUUCGAGACCCAUUUAACCCCGACCAAGCCAUGUUUCGUACUGGUGACAUUGGCCGCCUAGGAGAUGAUGGCAAUAUUCGUACUGGUGACAUUGGCCGCCUAGGAGAUGAUGGCAAUAUCAACUUUGUUGGCCGCGAGGAUAACCAGAUUAAACUACGAGGUUUCCGGAUAGACCUUGGGGAAGUCCAAAAUACCCUGUCCCAGGUAGCCACUGAGGCAAAAAGUGUAGCUCUUGUGGUAUCAAAUGAUACUCUAGUUGCCUUUGUCACCCCUGAAACACUUGACAUUGACCGACUUGUAAAGGGGCUAGAAUCGCAAUUGCCAGAGUACGCUGUCCCCAGCCAAAUUAUACCCCUUGCUACGCUCCCAACCUCUGCAAACCACAAGGUGGACGCAUCGGCCCUCGAAAAACUAAUAACCCAUACAGUCCCGAUGGCGAGCCCGGCAGAGCUUGAGACACCUAUUCAAAGGACCAUGGCUGAGAUCUGGGCAGAUGUCCUUGGGCAUGACAUAUUCGGCAAAAUGUCUAUUAGUCCAAAUUCUCGAUUCUUUGAACUUGGAGGUCACUCUUUGCUGCAAAUAAGAGUAGCGCAGGCAAUAUCAAAGCAAUUUAACAUCCACCCUAUGCCACUUAGACAGGUCAUAUAUCAUCAGAGCCUGCGGGAGUUAUCCUUGGCAGUCAAGGAGUUGAUUGGCUCUAGCAAAAAACCAAAGCGAGCAACACGUUUCCUGGAAACGUCUCCAAUAGUACGGGAGACCAAGCUACCACUGUCGCCCCUUGAACAAGAAUUAUUUCUCAACCACCUAAUAUCGGAUGGUUCAACUGCUGGGAAUAUGAUCUUCGCGUGUAAGAUUCUGGGUCAGAUAGACCCAAUAUCAUUAGCUAGAGCAUUCCAGCAAACAGCGAUGAACGAAGAAAUAUUCCAGACUCGGUACCAUGUUACUGACGGUUUCAUGAUGCGAAACCUGGUCAAAGAUGGGAGUAACAUUGUCAGAGUGGCUAAUACGCAUGACCCAAUAUCACUUAUACAUAAAACUGCUAGAAAAUCAUUUGAUUUGAGCAAAGAGCCGCCAUUAGAGGUUAUCAUUAUUCCAUGCACCACUAUGCAGGCUAGACUUUUGGUGGUGAUGUCGCAUGUAGUAGGAGAUGCUACAACAAUGGCUACAUAUCUUGAGCAAGUCUCGGAUAGAUACAAGCAGUUGCAAAACCCCAAUGCUCCAGACAUACACUCCAGAACGCCACAGGAACUGACAUACGUCGAUUGGGCUGGAUGGGUUAAAACACAACAAUUGAGUCUUCAGUCCCAAAAUUUUUGGACCAAAUACCUUUCCAAUUUGCCGGAGCCACUAGCAUUUGGCAGGGCUCCUGCCGGAAGCCUAACUUAUACCGGCUCCACGAGGUCUUGGACUCUACCAGGUUCCAUGCUUCAGCAUCUUACUCUUCUUGCUAUAAGAGCCUCCACCACAAUGCAUCAAAUUGUGAUUGCAGCUCUGUUCUUGGCCCUACAAUGUGUAGAUAGGCGCAAUGAUAUUGUUUUUGCAGCUCCUUUCACACAUCGGAUGGAGCCUGGGACGGAGACAAUGGCAGGGCUGUUCCUCGACCGUCUUCCAAUUCGUAUCCAGUGUGAUCCAAACGAAAUCGAAUCAUUACUACAAUUUCUCAUGGCAGUCAAGCAAAGUAGCCAACGUGCGCUGGAACACGUUGUGCCUUACCAUGAAAUCCGCAAACUCCUACCAUACAAACCAAGCCUUAAAACCCCCCUGUUCAAAGUCAUGGUAACGUACCACACUGCCUCCGAUAUGAAACCCGUAUUGAGGCUUGAAGGGGCUGAGACUCAAAAUAUACCAUGUCACAAUACAGGAGGCUCCAAGUUUCCUCUCUCUAUAGAGCUCACUGAGAUUGAAGACUCGGAGGUUCGUGUUGAUUUAGAAUAUGACCUUGGUUGUAUCGUGGAAAACACGGCGGAACGGAUACAGUACGCAAUCGGAUAUACCCUACAACUUAUGGUCCUGGAUACAGCCCCAAACCGUAUAAAACACCUAGUGGUAUCGUCCUUUGGAGAUUUUGAUAGGUACCCACCUUCAGACAGUACAGACGGUAGGGAAGAUGAGAAAAGGGGAAAGAGGGAUAACGAAACAACACUGCAACAUCUGAAUAUCAACGGCUUGGAACGCCUGGCGAGUUGUAUCAGGGACACAAUAUGCCAAUGUCUAGGCUUAGAUCACAAGGCCGUGCUUCUCCACCAGUCAUUCUGGGAGCUAGGAGCUCAGAGUAUAGACGCAAUACGGCUACAGCACAUAUGUAGCAAGCAGGGUUUUGGAAUCAGGCUUCGGGACAUAUUUGAUUCCAAUAGUAUAAUGCAGCUAGCAAUCUGUGCUUAUGGUACCAUUUAG
This is a messenger RNA of Trichophyton rubrum CBS 118892, 4761 nucleotides long. RefSeq lists its product as uncharacterized. The record is from RefSeq and is a predicted model, not a curated record. Gene Ontology annotation, biological process: amino acid activation for nonribosomal peptide biosynthetic process; secondary metabolite biosynthetic process. Gene Ontology annotation, cellular component: cytoplasm. Gene Ontology annotation, molecular function: phosphopantetheine binding; catalytic activity. The transcript is spliced from 2 exons. NCBI's taxonomy places the organism in Eukaryota, Fungi, Ascomycota, Eurotiomycetes, Onygenales, Arthrodermataceae. The coding region runs from base 1 to 4761 and encodes 1586 amino acids.